Messenger RNA from Saxophila tyrrhenica, 2163 nucleotides. RefSeq lists its product as uncharacterized. The record is from RefSeq and is a predicted model, not a curated record. The transcript has 4 exons. Lineage: Eukaryota; Fungi; Ascomycota; Dothideomycetes; Mycosphaerellales; Extremaceae. The coding region runs from base 1 to 2163 and encodes 720 amino acids.
AUGGCCCUCAAGAGCCCCAUGAUGCCUUCCCCGUCGAGCGGGCUGUCGUCCAGCUUCUCGCCGUACACAGACUCGCCGUCAUCGCCUGCGCCGCACGGUGUGUUCAACGGCAUCGAGAAGAGGUCUUCGGGUCCGUCUGACUCCCUCGCUCCGCCCAGUCCCUACCCAAAUCAAAUCGAACCCUCGCCCGUCGACUCCAACGGUACCGAAACGACUGAAAUUGAAGAGGAGGAACAAGAGGUGCGGUCACCGAACCCUGCGACGAACGGGGAGUUGCAAUCGCCGGACGUAGAGAUCAGAAGUCCUCAGAGCGCAUCAAGUGAUCGACCGAGGAUAGACACACAACUGCCAGACAGUGUGCGAUCUCCAAAGGACAGUGAUGAUCCGCAGUCUGUCAUACACGUCCCGUCUGGAUUCAAGAACUUCGAAGAGUCCAACUCGAGGACGGAAUCGCCAACAGAUCGAUCUGAUAAUACGGUCGUGUCGCCGACAACACCAGAAGCGAUACCAAGUCCUCAUGACGGCGCAAAGGUAGAGCGACUGGCAACGGGCAUUGAUCAGAAGCAAUCGCCCAUGUCACCUGUGAAUACCGACAUACCUCGCUUCAUGGACCGCACAACCCCACGCGCGCAAACACGGCAGGAGCUGGACGAAGAUUGGAAGCACAGAAGCAGGCGCGCAUCGAGUCUAGAAGAUAUCCCAGAGACCCUUGACAAAGAAGAAUCGGACAGCCCAGCGAAGAAAGAGGAAGACGGCGACCGGCCCACUACAGCUGAGCGGGUUAAUGACAAUGGCGUAACAGAGAGCAUUGAGUCGCGGCUCAGCAGCGCCGAACAAGAAGUCGCUGCCCUACGCACAGCAUUGAGCGAGUGCUGGACUCUCUGCAACACCUUAGCGAACCUUUCGUCCAGCCAUCGACAACGCACCUUCAAAUUUGGCGGAGCUGGCAAGCAAGAGGUGCAAGAACAGGCCUGGCGCAGCUGUUGGCGUCUUUGCCAGAACCUGUACGAUUCACGAGACGAAGACCACGCUUCUCAAGUCGUCCCCACGCUUGAGAUGUGUCGUGAUUUCUGUCAGUCGCUUUUUGAAGCGAGACAGAAGCCAGACGAAGCUUCGGAUUCAGUGUUGAGGGUAUCGUUCGAGCUCAACAACCAUCUCUACAACACACAUGACCGCAGUCUGCCCGAAGCGUUCAAUGAACGAACAUUGGACUUCUACAUUACCUUGUGUCAUCGCCUGAUGAAGCAGAGGACAUCGCUCCCGCAGGAGACCGACGCGCUGUUGAGAGCGUGCUGGUCGCUUGCCGAAAUGUUGUUCAAUCUGCGCCAGAGUAACAAAGAGGGCAAGAGCCCUGACGAAGAACUGCUAGGGUCUGCUGUGCAAGCAUGCUGGGAGCUUUGCGACCUCUUCCGCGAGGGCUGGACACAGAUUCGACCUGAUCGCGGCACGCCACGCCCCAGCCAAACUACCUUUCCAGCGCAUUCGAUGCGAUCGAACUCAACGCGGUCAGGAACGCAGUCAAGCACAACCCAAAGCAACAUGCAGCUCCAUAAUGGCACUCAACCGCGCGGCAUACCACCCGAGACACCAACAACGAUCUUCGACGACUCAACAACAGCAGCAUCCUCUCCAGAUUCAGCGGUCGUCCCAGGCAUCCUCGUACUCGGCCCGGCAUCUACCGGCAGCAACUCCAUCCGUGGCACCCAUCACGAUCGCUGGUCCAGCAAUGCCUCCGUCAUGAGCGGUUACUCCGAAUCCGCCUCUUCGAACCGCACCUCCUCCACCGCUACCGCCACGACUGAAGACGCUCACCUCACCCGCCUCCGCUGCCUGUUGCUGAAAGCAGGCAUGAACACCGGCUAUUCGAAAACAAGCGGCCAGCAUCUCCCUGCCUAUGUCAAUACACUCCCUGACUACGCAUUCGGUACGCUGCCGUGGCAGAAGUCCGUCUUUACUUCGUAUAAGGUGCUGGUGCUUGGUGAUAAGACGCUACUAACAGCUCACACGCUGCCUUCGAGGCGGUUGGGGGCGGUGGAGGUGGCGAAGAGUGUGAAGUGGUUGGGGAAUGGGGAGAAGUGGGCUUGGAUGCGGGACCUUUAUCGGUUGGUGUUUGGUUUUGGAAUCGAUGAGGGGGAGAGGAGAGGAGGAUCGUUCCAGACAUGA